This is a messenger RNA of Pocillopora meandrina, 6297 nucleotides long. NCBI's taxonomy places the organism in Eukaryota, Metazoa, Cnidaria, Anthozoa, Scleractinia, Pocilloporidae. The record is from the annotation of a GenBank genome assembly.
AUGAAUUUGAAAAAACAAUCGUCGAUUGCCUGUUCGACAUUUCUGUUCGCUAUCAUUUUCGCCGUUAUAAUAAGGUAAGUCUUUUUGAACAUAAUUUAGUUCGAAAAUUACAGUUUAGCGGAACGUUACUUCAAACGUUUUGUUCUAAAUUAUGCAGGGUAUCCCAUGAAGAGUCAAUCCCUCGACCGGCGCCGGAAAAAGGCAAAAAUGUUUGCGCCUUUGAAAGAACAAGAUCACAGUUAGUGCUACGGAGAAAUGCCACCACUGAAAAAAAAGUUAAGGUUGUCGAUUGUGGAAUUUUUUCUUUCCCUAAACUCCAAUGUAAAGAAGAAAGGUAAGGAAUUCAAGAGAAAGGUACAGAAGCUGUUUCAAUGUAAACACACAUUUAGUUGUAAUAAGUAACCAGUGUUUUUUGUUUAAAACCGCAAUUUUAUAUUGUUCUACUUCCUCUUUUUAAGGCCUGAAUUCCUUGAGUUAUCCUUGACAAUUUGCCUUUAUUCUUAACAUUACAUAGUUCUCUCCUAAUUUUUUUUUCUGGAUAUCGAAAGAAACAAAAACAGAAUCUCUUUCUUAGGAAAAAAUUUACUUCUGCCCCUCUUUAAGAAAGCUUUUAUGAUGGACAUGAUGAUUUUGAGCUUCCUGUGUUUAAAAAAAAGGAUCCAUAGGGUUCUUUUGCCUCCGAAUGGGACAAGUCAAUCAAUAUUUCCCGCUGAUCCAUAGUGCUGAAAAAUUUCAUCGUUUUCGGCAAUUGACUGUGUUUUAGUUUUGCUGAGCAUUUCAGACCCUAAUUUUUUCAAGAAUGGUCAUUUUCAGUAUUAUUGGCUCUAAAAACAGCUAUAUCUAAACCAAACUCAUUUUGAAUUUUUGAAGAAAAAUUUGUAAAAUUCAGGAGAACAAACGUGUCAGUCUGAAGCAAUCUCGACAGGUAGUUUUCCAGUGACGUCAAAUUUCUUACCAGCCCUCCACGGUCAUGUCAAAAUUGAGAACACCGCUGACACUGAGAAACGAAUGACGAUUCUCUGAGAAGUCGCCAUUACAUUUCUAAUUAUCACUUCAAUUACAUCACACCCAACUAUUUCAUCUUUUAUCUUUGAUUUGGUCUAAAGUGAAAACAGUUUUCACUUGCCAAAAAAAUAUAUAAUGGUAAUAAUAAUUAACCAAAAAGAAAUAGGCUGCAAUUUGUUAAUUAUUAUUAAAGCAAAAUAAUUCUGAUUCAACUCAAUUACAAUUAUAGUCUCGUACCCAGACCUUUCACGGCCAAACGAUUGUAAGGUCCUACAUUUCAGUUACAACUACGCGGUAGGAUCUAGCCACGAGAUUACUACAAUCCUACUUUGCAAAAUACCCUGAAACUUUACUUAAAAAAUAGAAUAGAUGGAUAAAUGAAUUGAGGAACGGAUACGUAAGCAGUAUUUUCCCAACAUGAAUAAUAUUUCAAGGACAUUUUACCACCGAAAUUGAAUCAUCCCUUGUAGAACUGAUGUUUUUAUCAAUUUUUUCCUUAUAGUACCGAAACCAAGAUUUACUGGUACCCAGUUCGCAAAAUUAUUCAUUAUAACAUUUACGAUUGUUGUCCGGGAUGGAUUGGAUACGAACCCAAAGUGGGAUGCAAGGAGCGUAAGUACCUUAGCUUUUUCCGGAAAAAAAAUUAUACAUAUGCACUUGAUUGGGGUCAUUAAUGUAAUCUUAUGCUAAUUAAUAAUUAAUUAGGUCAUUAGAUUUAGUUACUCUCUCUUCUUUUCACCUCUUGCCAGAGAAUUCUCGAUGUUCCACUUUAUGAUUCCUUCAGAUAAAAAAAAUUAAGGUAUUCUAGAAAAAUCUGAGUCUACCCAAUAGCACAUGAGCUCAUGUUCUGCUAGUCCCUUUGAAGAGGGUGGGUUGAGGACUAAGAAUUCAUUCCUUUGUCUCAGUCUCCUGACACAGGAAAAAAACAGCUCACUUUAAAUAAAGAUUUUCUACUUGCCCAAUUUUUUUUGUUUUGCUUUCCCAGGUGUCCCUUGUGGUGUCGCUAUCCCCCAAAAGGUUCCACUCCACUGCCACGAGAGCAGAGGAAAAGACAUUGAAAAACAUCGAGGACUCUACAAACUGGGCCACGUGAAAAACCUUCCAUUCCCCAUGAGUGACAUUAAUGCAUAUCUCUUGAUAAAUCUUACACUAUCAGACCCCUUCACAAAAACGUGGAUGAAGCUAUAUGGUUAUAUGUUGAAGAAAAAUCUAUUGCUCAUCCAGAAUUUUAAUAAAACGAAUGAAGAAGAAUUCACCAAGAUCUCUGACUAUGAACAAGUUUAUCACUUCUUUCUCAAGCAACAACAAAGUGAAGAAAUGGUAAGAGAGAAAUCUCCAAAACUUAAGUGUAAAACUAUGCAACACUUUUAAUUACUUUCAUGGAAAUCGAGGUUUUUUUCUCGCCACUAUUCGUAGACUUAUCAACCUUGUGGCAAUCAAGUCCAUCUCUUUGCACCAAGAAUAAUUUUUGUGGGUCAUUUUUCUUCAGGUUCGCCCGUUUUUCCGAUUUCCUUCUCAAGAAGAACUUUUUAAAAGCGUCGUCAACAAUGUCACAUGGCGACAAGACCGUGUGUUUACUGAACAGCGGUUAGCCGGCCUCAAUCCUAUGUCACUUAUGAAAGUUACCGCUGGUCAAGGUAAGUACAGCUCCAAGGCUCCGCAAUGACAAACAAUUACUUAUGAAAGACGUGAAUGUGUCAAUAGUUGAUUAACGUUUGUUGUAUCUCUCUCAGAUCCCAUUGGAGUCAAAUGGUCUGAUCUUGAAAAACGUUUGAAUCCAAACUACGACUGGGAUGCCGCGCUCUCGAGAAGCCUGGAAACAAACACCUUGAUACAAGACACAAUCGCCGAUGGAUCUUUAUUUGUUGUGCAGUACCCGGCCUUUGACAACCUCUCUACCGUGCCAGACAUCACAGAGUCCAGGCCCACGCGGAAAAUGUGGCCCGCAAUGUCUCCCAUAGCAUUGUUUGUCUCGCGUCCAGGGGGAGAAGGUAGACCCGCACAGUUGCAACCAGUGGCUAUCCAGGUUGAUUCUACAUCAGGUAAGUACGAGGACAAUCUUUCUCUCCUCGUGCCGUCCCUUCGCAUUCUGUUUCUCCCGGUAUCCUGUUUCCGAAGUUUUUCCAACCCCAAUUCAAAAUUCUAACUCGGAAUAACAGAUCUCCUAUUUCAUUCCUUGCACAGGCUCACCAGUCUAUUCUCCUGAAGAUGGUGACCUGUGGGCUCUUGCCAAAGCGGGCUUUCAAGUCACAGAUUUUGCUUAUGUGGAGAUGGUGGAACAUUUACUAAAAACCCACCUCAUGAUGGAGCCAUUUUGUGUGUGCAUACUGAGAUACCUAUCAACACUGCACCCCUUGCACCAGCUACUGAAAUAUCACUGUAGGUAGGGAAGAUCUUAAAAGCUCAUGGGUGAGUGGAGUCACACCCAGGCCAACUCGAUCAGCCUUAAGUGUUCUACUUCACUUUACCUGGCUUAUCAGGUGUUUUAAUUGUUGCGAGCCCAGGUUGGACGACAUGAUGCCACAUUCCAACAUCUUAUAUAUAUUAUUGUGUUAUCAGCGACUUGGUGUAGAAUAAUACCGCUCAAUAAAAGGUAAAAGUGAAUAUCAAUAUAAUUUAUACGAUUAUUAUUAAUUUCUGUUUGUAAUUAUUUCUUUGUUCUACUGUAGAGGCUUAUUACCCACUAACAAAGUGGGAUUUCCUAAACUAGUUGACGAUCAAGCAUACAUGCAUCAGUUGUUUGCUAUUGGUAAUACUGGUUCUGUAACCCUAUUGGUGCGUGCAUUUCAGACCUUGACUUGGGCCGAUACUGACUUCCGAGCCAAGAAUAAGGUAUGACGUAACUUCAAAUUACACUUUUGACCAACCUCGUUCCCAGGUUCCUCUCUCUUCCUUCCUCGUGGGAUGAAAAGAGAGGACUCUGGGAACGAGGUUGCAUAAAGACAUAAGAAGAUUCGGUGACUCAUAUCACCUUCACAUUCUAAAAACAUUUUGCAAGAGGAACGAAAUUGUGCUCGAGCUUUCAACGAGCAAUUAUUUAAACUUGUGACUGCCUUAAGGAGUUUAUUCCAGUGUUGCGCAUAUACUUCAUAGAAAUUUCUCUUUUUUCCUUUUUCUUACUAUCAGGCCCGUGGCAUCGAUGACCGAAAAAAAUUGCCAUAUUUCCCAUACAGAGACGACGGAGAAUUGAUUUAUAAAGCUAUGGAAGAUCUAGUCAAGGACUACGUCAAUUUGUGAGUAGAAGCCAACCAGUUUUGUUAUGAGACAAAGCCGGCAAGAUGGUCAUUUUGGCUAGUAAGCUGACUUUACUUUCAACUUGGUGAUGUUGCUUAGAAAUGGAAUGCUCAUACUGUAAAUAAAUGGUCGAUUCUUGGUUGCUGGAUCGACUGUCCAGUUAAUGAAAAGUCUUAUCUCACGCAUGUCAUUGUAUCGUAGUUAUUACCACGCUGACAGCGAUGUACUGAAGGAUCACGAAGUUCAAGGUCUCGCCAACGAGAUGUCAUCUGAGGGAGUGGGGAAAGACGGCGGUAAAGGAAAGGUAGCUUAAGUCCUCCGGGCGUGUUUAGACUGAAUAAAAUCAAAAGCGAAUUAAUCACAAAGACCUUUCGGGAAAAAAAUUAUUAUAUGACAUGGUGCUAAGGAGAAACCAAAAUGAAAAACACCAACAAACUGCCUGAAGGCGAGAAAACGCGGGUUGUCAAAGUGCGAUUUGUUUAACUAGGGCAUUUCAUUGGUAGAGGAUUGCACGAUUUUUGGCAGACCAAUCAGAGCGCAAAGUAAAACAAAACCAAUGCAAUUCCGGAUUACUUUCGCUAUUCGCUUGAUUAUUACUUUCUAAUUGUUCUUGAAUUCUUCAGCUUCGCGGUUUUCCAGCUCAGAUAGCCACCAAAGCACUACUGGUCGACAUUGUUACGCGCCUCAUCUGGACCUCAACCGCUCAACAUACUGCUGUCAAUUAUCCAAUCUCGGAUUACGGAGCAUUCACGCCAAACAUGCCCACGAAGAUGUACGACGACGAACGAGUGCCCGAUGACAAAUUUAAUGCUUUACGAUUGCCGAAUAGUUAUGUUUCAGCAGUGAGUAAAGAAAAUUAUACAUUAUCUUGGUUUGAAUUGCACUCUUUCCAAAAAUUUUUUUAAAAAAUCCUUUUGUUUUUAUGUCUUUGACAGGUUCAAGCCGGAGUUGCAAUGAGCUUGGGUUCUCUUCGUAUCGACCGCCUGUUCGACUACGGAGGCAAACUCCCGGAGCAAGGAGGCAGAGUAAUUGUCCAAAAACACUACAACCGACUUCACUCCUCGGUCAAACCCCUCCUGGACAAGAGAAAUAAAGAACGAUUUCGAGAGGGAUACCUCACAUAUCCUUAUCUGAGUCCAGCAUGGAUACCAAACAGCAUUUGCACUUAAAUCAAAUUAAUAUUUCCCAAAAGAUUUAUUUAUUUCGAAUUCCUAUGGGGAUUUACGUGUGUGGUACAUAAGAAAUUUGACAUCGAUCCCCGAAACCAUGCUUUGAACAAGUGUCCAGGAUUUGAAAAGAAAAUUAUUUUAGUUGCUGGUAGAUGAACCUAUGCAAUUUCACUUUUGUCGGGAGCAAAAUUAACCCAGACUGUGAUGUGAGAGAAUCUGUUGCAGUUGGAAAGAGCUACAUAACAAUGCCUCGGUUGUUUCAAAUAAUAAUUUACCGGAAAAGACAAACACGAAGGGUUUAGAAUGAACCCAAAAUAAGAUAUUGAAACAGAAUCCGUUGAGAAGAAAAUUAAAUCUUCAGACAAAAUAUUCCAGUUUAAAUGAUAGUAGAUGGAAGUUCUCUCCUAAGAAUUACAAAACGUCUCAAUAGCUCAGAGAUUUCGUAAUUCUUAGAUGAUAUUCAAGGGAAUCAUCUCCUAAGAAUCGCCUUGCACAUUCACAGGGGCAUUUUUCAAAGCAUGGUUCUUGGUUCCUCUCUUUCCUUUCCAGUAAACUUCAACAAUUCCUAUAUUGACAUGCACGGUGAAAUUAAGUAUCGUCAGAGGUUUACUUUCAAACGAUUUAUGAAUGUUAUUCAAACUCAAUAAGGAAUUAGCUGUAUCUGAAACUAUACAAAGUGUGUUUUCCUCGGGAUUUCUUAAAUUAACAGGCUCUAAACUUCAAGGCCCAACUGUAUGAAGGUCUGAUAACAUUAUCCAACAGAUCAAUCACUAUCCAGUAGAUAAGUGAUGGCAAAAUAUACUGCACUAUUCACCAGAUAAAAUUUAUACAGUGGAUAGCGUUAUCCAACCUUUGAACAACUGGAGCCAAGAUACAAUUUGUUAGGGGG